AUGGAGUCCAUCGCCAAAGAAUGGAACGUUCUCCUGGAUGCAUGCAUUGCACACCGGAUCCAGGCUGAUCUGUUCGCCGACCUAGUUGCUGAAUUAUACGCACAGUACCCAAUACCAGGCGACAAGCUUGCAUCUCUGCUACUCCGGCCGCGCUAUGCAAGGCCCAUCAGUAUCGAUCCGCGUGUAGUCGUCUAUCUUGAGAAAAUGCUGGCCUGCAAAAAAAUCGAUGCCGCGGACGUUCUAACCGCCGCAUUCCAGUCCUCAAAGGAUCGUCUCCCCAAGACAGGCGCUGACAAUGCCGCGAAGCAUGUCCCGCUAACCAAUCCGCCAAAUCUGGAUGAGAUCGUCUUUCUUCGCCUUCAGCAUGCUUUCGUCACAGACGCCCGCCCGCUCACCAAUUACGAGGGGAUACGAACGCUCAUGGUGGUCACAAGAUGGAUGCAGGCAAUGGUCACGUCACAUACGAGCGACACCAUGAUUCAAGCCAUGACUGGAAUCCAGCAACCCCAGCAACAGUCAAUCAACGUCCGGGAGGCCCUCGGUAUGCUUCUGGUGGGCAUAGUCGAGAAUCAGAAGAUGCUCCAAAUCUUGGACCACCCCAAGGGCAAAGAUAUCAGGAAGAAGUUUACCCAGUCGUUCUCUUCGUUCAUCCCUUUUCUAUCCCACAACUCGGUUGGAUCUCAAACGUCGUUGCAGCUCGCCAAUCGGCUAGAAUUAUCGCAGAAACAACACGACUUUUACGAAAAGAUUUCUACUGUCCAUGGCGAAUCGAGUGAGAAUACCGGCCUCGAGGUUGCCGCUCUUCAACUUGAUGCAGUCAUGGACCUCCCGCAUCUGAACACUAGAGCUGGACUCUAUGUAUUCGUAAACUCCUUGCUCGUUGCACGACCCCUUACGGAUGAUUUUACAAUUAUAAACUACUUACAUUCAAGAUACAAGCUUGAGCCCCAAAACAUGGCCACAGACCUGAUUACCGCUGCUUUCGAUAUCCUCGCUAAUGCCAUGUACCGGAGUGAACCUACUCAAAAGAUGUUUUGCUUCAAGUCAUUCCUCAUCAACAAAGUACCCAUUCUUCUGACGCAGAUUGCUGCAUCCAUAUUUCCGAUGACACCAGAGAUCUGCAUCACGCAAGCGCUUGGCCAUGUGGACCCAAAUGCCUUUCCGGCUUUUUCUCAAGGCUUCGAUGACAUGAUGGGUAACAACAACUCGCUGUCUGAUGUGAGACAAGAUUUCCUCAACGCCUGUGCUCUGCACGGGCUUAUGCAGGCUGGUACAGUCGAAAGACUGCUCGGAGAGACGCCGAUGCAAGGUCCACCUGAAACGAAGUACGAGAGGAAACAGCUGCUGGACCAAUGUAAAAGUAACUUCGACAAAGUGAGCCUGUACAUCGAUGAGCUGGAAAACCUGGACGGGAACGCUGGUGCCAUCGUUGGUGCUGUGGCAGAGUUCAUCUCACAUCUCUGCGAGACUCAGAUGACCAUGUAUUUGAAGCAGAUAUCUUGCCUCGUGUUCAAGAAGCCACAAUCGAUGGACGUUAUGCUUCAGUUCACAUCACCAGCCAGCAUUCUUGAACCACUGUGCCGAUUUCUGGAUGGCUGGCACUAUGACAGCGAUCAGGGCGAGUAUCAGCCCGUGUAUGAUGAGUUUGCAGCGGUCCUCGUCCUCGUCAUGGCCUUUGUAUAUCGUUACGAUCUCACAUACCACGACAUCGGCAUUCCCUAUGAUUCAUUUGUGGCCCAGCUCAUUGCGAAGGGUCAUCGCAGCAUGCUACCGAGUGAAUUCACGGCAGAGCAGGAUAAGCACAUGGGCAAUUGGCUCAAGGGCCUGUUCGAUGCCGAUAAGGAAGGCCUCAGCAACGAAGUGUUUGCCUCAUGUCGCCCGCAGGAUUUCUAUCUCAUAGUCCCGACGCUCUUCCGACAGAUUGUGUUGGCCUGUUCCACCGGAAUCUUGUCAUACGAAACGGUCAAAAGCGGCCUGGAAUAUCUUGGAGAGACAUUCCUUUUGCCGUCUUUGAUCGGCGGCUUGAACUGGAUGGCAUCUUACGCAGUCGAGCAAACGCACAUCGACCUUGACGCGGUUAUGAAGAUAUUCAAUGUGGUGGUAUCACCCCCCUCAUCCGGAGACGCGCAUGCUAUGCACUCGGCUAUCCUGACCAUGGUAUCCAGCCGUCUAGAAGACUGCUUUCGCACGCUGCAACGGCGUGACCCGAGUCGUACCAGCGUUGUGCCUCUUUUGCAAGUGAUCAAGAGAUACCCGCACUAUGAACGUUCUGUAUACUCAACACUAAAAGAGGUUGAACAAUGGACGAACGCGCCAAACAGCACGUUGAGUACAUCGUUGCGAAACACGGUGCAGCAGUUGGCACAGUGGGCUUCUACCUCAGCAAUACAGCCCAACCCGCCUAGCUAUACGCAUCGACAAAUCUAUGCUUCGUUGAACAUGCUCGGCACGUACAAAACUCUACGCGCUGUCGUCGACGAGGUCAAAGCCCAAACUGACGCCGGCAAUGGUGCCGCCGCCCUCGACAUUGGCGUAUCAAUUAUCUGCGCUCCCACCAUCAGAGACAGCCCCAUAUCCGUAGACUGGGUUGGAAGCCCCAUACCCGCACCACCAACACCACGUACACGAGCCAACCUGCGCGAGAUGCUAAAGCACGAGUUCGACGGUGCGGCGAGCCUCGUCGCGACCGACCCCUCGACUGCAGAGACAAUCGUCCGUCUACACCGGCGCGUGGAAGCGCAACUCGCGUCGAUUGGGGAAGUCGGCCUCCAAGCCCCCGCCAUAAACCUCCCCAGCGUCCAUAUUGCCGACAUGCAAUCGCAGACCAUAUCCGACGACAUCAACAAGGCCAUCGACGAUGCCGCCGCCGCCAGCAGCGUAGACGACAUCUCCAACAUGGACAACAAGGCGCUGCAGCGCAGUAUGGAUGAGCUUGCAGGCGCCGACGGCUUGGACCUGUCCAGCAUGGGCAUCGGCCCUGAUACCGGUGCCGAUGACCUGGGCGCAGAUCUGAGUAACCUGCCCGACCUGGACCUAGGAGACAUGGGCGGCAUGAACAUGGACAUGGAUAUGGACAUGAACAUGGAUAUCAGCGGUGGCGGCGACGAGGACUGGGGACUAGACUUUGAAAACAUGUAG
Messenger RNA from Cucurbitaria berberidis CBS 394.84, 3138 nucleotides. Its product is annotated as Med5-domain-containing protein. Lineage: Eukaryota; Fungi; Ascomycota; Dothideomycetes; Pleosporales; Cucurbitariaceae. Gene Ontology annotation, biological process: regulation of transcription by RNA polymerase II. Gene Ontology annotation, molecular function: transcription coregulator activity. The coding region runs from base 1 to 3138 and encodes 1045 amino acids. Gene Ontology annotation, cellular component: mediator complex. The transcript is spliced from 7 exons. The record is from RefSeq and is a predicted model, not a curated record.